Molecule: messenger RNA, 138 nt
Organism: Botrytis fragariae
Lineage: Eukaryota; Fungi; Ascomycota; Leotiomycetes; Helotiales; Sclerotiniaceae
Exons: 1
Coding region: 1-138 (45 amino acids)
Source: RefSeq, a predicted model, not a curated record
AUGGAUUCUGGCGAUCGCGCGGGAGAAUUGGAGAUUGAGAGGGAUAUUCCUCACUUCUGGAAGUGGCAUACGAAAAUGAUGGAGAGAUCUUCUGUGAAGAAGAUUAUUGAGGAUAACAAGGCUGCUGCGACUGCUUAA